AUGAACCUUGGAGACAAGAGCAACAACGAAUUACUAUUCAUCAACUUCAAUCAAGACUUCAGUUGCAUCUCGGUGGGCACCAAGACAGGCUACAGGAUUUACAAUUGUGAACCAUACGGCAAAUGCUACUCAAAACCUUCUGGUGGCACUGGCAUUGUGGAAAUGCUCUUUUGUACUUCACUUGUGGCACACGUUGGUGCUGGCGACGAGCUUAAUAUUUCUCCCAGGCACCUACACAUCAUCAAUACCAAGAGAGAAUCCGUGAUAUGCGAAUUGACUUUUUCAACAACUGUCCUAGCAGUCAAGAUGAAUCGUCGACGUUUGAUCGUUGUACUUGAAGAGCAGAUAUUCGUGUACGACAUCAGCAACAUGAAAUUACUGCAUACCAUUGAUACCAGCCCCAAUCCAAAUGCUGUUUGUGCCUUAUCACCUUCAAGCGAGAAUUGCUACAUUGCAUAUCCAUCACGAUCAGCAUCCAGCACCGUUUUCUCGAGCACCCAAACAUCCCAACCAUACUACGUCAAUGGCGACAUUGAGAUCUUUGAUGCAUUAUCUUUACAACUUGUCAACAUUGUUCAAGCACACAAGAGCCCUAUUAGCAACAUUGCCAUGAAUGCAGAUGGUACACUGCUCGCAACCGCAAGUGAAAAGGGCACCGUGAUUCGUGUAUUUUCAGUACCUGGAGCAAACAAGGUGUAUCAAUUCCGCCGGGGAUCUUAUCCUGCCAAGAUUUAUUCAAUGACAUUCAACCUCUCCAGCACGCUCUUGUGUGUCUCAAGUGAUACUGAAACGGUUCACAUCUUCAAGUUGUCUACAGGUGCUGCACCUACUGCAAAUGGCAAUGGCAACAAUGGAUAUGGUGGUGGUGGUGGCGUUGGUGGAGGAAUGGUAGGCUACAAUGGCGAUCAAACACAACCUGAUACACGUGGACGUAGUGGAAGUAUGGGACAAAUGCUUCGAAGGUCCUCUUUGCACAUUGGACGCAACAUUGCAGGUAGCGUAGGAUCGUAUCUACCAGAGAUGAUUACCGAAAUGUGGGAACCUGCAAGGGACUUUGCAUUCUUGAAGCUGCCAAACAGUGGUGUGCGCAGUCUGGUCGCAUUCAGCACAACCCCUCAAGUCAUGGUGGCCACUUCGGAUGGAUUCUUUUAUCAAUACAACAUUGAUUUGGAAAAUGGUGGCGAAUGCGUUCUCCUUAAACAAUACAGCUUAUUGGAGUCGACUGAUGGGGUGAAUGGAUCAAGCAUCAAUGACGACUAG
Molecule: messenger RNA, 1260 nt
Organism: Lichtheimia ornata
Lineage: Eukaryota; Fungi; Mucoromycota; Mucoromycetes; Mucorales; Lichtheimiaceae
Exons: 8
Coding region: 1-1260 (419 amino acids)
Biological process (GO): protein lipidation; protein localization to phagophore assembly site; autophagy of mitochondrion
Cellular component (GO): fungal-type vacuole membrane; phagophore assembly site membrane; extrinsic component of membrane
Molecular function (GO): phosphatidylinositol-3,5-bisphosphate binding; protein binding; phosphatidylinositol-3-phosphate binding
Source: RefSeq, a predicted model, not a curated record